This is a messenger RNA of Priceomyces carsonii, 393 nucleotides long. RefSeq names its product 40S ribosomal protein uS8 (gene RPS22A). Gene Ontology annotation, cellular component: ribosome; cytosolic small ribosomal subunit. Gene Ontology annotation, molecular function: structural constituent of ribosome. The transcript has a single exon. The record is from RefSeq and is a predicted model, not a curated record. The coding region runs from base 1 to 393 and encodes 130 amino acids. Gene Ontology annotation, biological process: translation. Lineage: Eukaryota; Fungi; Ascomycota; Pichiomycetes; Serinales; Debaryomycetaceae.
AUGACCAGAACUUCAGUACUCGCAGAUGCGUUGAACUCCAUUAACAAUGCCGAAAAGACCGGUAAGCGUCAAGUCUUGAUUAGACCAUCAUCCAAGGUCAUCAUUAAAUUCUUGACUGUUAUGCAAAAGCACGGCUACAUUGGUGAAUUCGAAUAUAUUGACGACCACAGAUCAGGAAAGAUCGUCGUUCAGUUGAAUGGUAGAUUAAACAAAUGUGGUGUUAUUUCCCCAAGAUUUAACGUCAAAAUUGGUGACAUCGAGAGAUGGACUGAUAACUUGUUACCAGCCAGACAGUUCGGUUACGUUAUCUUGACCACAUCCGCUGGUAUCAUGGACCACGAGGAGGCCAGAAGAAAGCAUGUAUCUGGUAAGAUUUUGGGAUUCGUUUACUAG